Molecule: messenger RNA, 5772 nt
Organism: Closterium sp. NIES-65
Lineage: Eukaryota; Viridiplantae; Streptophyta; Zygnematophyceae; Desmidiales; Closteriaceae
Source: the annotation of a GenBank genome assembly
AUGGCUACCCCUAGUGUCCUAGCUUUUGACGCUGAGGGUCGCGCCGUUGAUUUUGAGGUCUGGCUAGACGACCUGCAGCUGUUCUUACAGUGCGACAGGGCUGACGACCUUUCUCUCUUUGAUCUCACCUCUGGCGCCUCUCCUGCUCCUGCUGCUGAUGCUGAUCCCGCUGUCCGCUCUAAGUGGGCCACCCGCGAUGCUGCUGCACGUCUUGCUGUGCGUCGCCACCUCCCUACCUCUGAGCGUGCGCACUUCAGUCAGUACAAGAGUGCUCAGACCUUGUACGACGCUGUACCUGCGCGCUACUCCUCCCCUGCCACUGCUGCACUGAGCCGUCUCAUGCUUCCCUACCUCUUUCCUGACCUCUCUGCCUUUCCCACUGUCGCUGACCUCAUUACGCACCUCCGCACUAGUGACACUCGCUACCGCGCCGCCCUUCCUGCUGAGUUCUGCGCUAAGAACCCCCCCCCCAUGUACAUCGCUCUCUACUACGUAGUCGCGCGCCUCCCUGACUCCCUUCGAGUCGUCAGGGACCACUUUCUCGCAGUCUGUCCCACCACCCUCACCGUCGACCUCCUCGAGAAGGCCCUCCUUGCAGCGGAGAAGAGCAUAGUCGCUGUAGGUGCUUCUCGUGGUGACCCUCGCACCCCCAUCUUUGAGGGGUGCUCUCCUUCCCCCUUGCUGCCCUCUGUUGCCUCUGCUGCUGCUGCCGACCUGCUUGGUCUUGAGUCGGUCGGCGCGGCGUCUGCCCCUAGUGGGAGACGUCGCUCCAGCAAGGGCAAGGGGGGCAAGGGCGCGGGUGGUGCUGGAGGGGGCGGUGGCGGUGGCGGCGGUGGCGGCGGAGGGAGUGGAGGUGGCGGCGGGACUAGUGGCGGGGGUGGUGGUGGUGGUGGCAGCAGCGGCGGAGACGGUGGUGGUGGUGCCACCGGUGGUGGUGGAGGCAGCGGCGGAGGUGGAGGCGGCGGAAGUGGAGGCAGUGGAGGCGGCGGCGGAGGAGGCAGUGGUGGUGGAGGGGGUGGAGCUGGUCGGGGUGGUACCCAGCAGCGUAGCGGCGGUGGUGGUGGCCAGCGCUCGCAGCGGCAGCAGCAGCAGCGCUCUCGGGACAUCCCUUCGCCUCAGCAGCUUCGUGAAAGGUACGCUGGGCGUCAGAGGGGUGGGGGUACUGGUCCCUGCACCUACGUUCUUCGUUCCGGCGACCGCGCGGGUGAGCAGUGUGGGGGUGCCCACGCCACCCAGCGCUGCUUUGGCCGCCUGACGGACGCCUGGCGUCAGCAGUUCCCUGGGGCUAGUGAGAUCCCUCGCUGGGAUGAGCUUCUCAGGGCUGGUGUAGCGAUCUUUGAUCUUGAUUUUGAUGCUAUCCUUACUGCUAUGUAUGUUGUGGAUUAUAGUGAGGAGAAUGAGGGUUACCGCUGUUUCCAGCCCGACCCGGGCAUUGGUACUGCUGCGCUGGGUGCUUGUGAGGCUGCUGCUCUAGGUGCCAGUGCGUCUGCGCUCUCAGGUACUGGUGAGACUACGCUCUCAGGUACUGAGUCGUCCUCGUCCUCCCUCACUUUCACACUUGACUCCGGAGCUUCUCGCUCCUUCUUUCGAGACCGCACUACCCUUACGCCGCUCGGUCGGCCGGUUGCGGUCUCCCUUGCUGACCCCUCUGGGGGUCCUGUCCUGUCUCACUUCUCCACUGUCCUCCCGUGUCCGGCUGCCCCUUCGGGCACCCUGUCAGGUCUGUACCUUCCCUCGUUCUCUACGAACUUGGUGAGUGGUGCAGACCUGCAGGAUGGGGGUGUUCACCAGUUCACUCCUGCGAGUCAGCGGGUGACCCACUGCACGGAGGCACGCACAGGCCGACACCUGGCCACGUUCUCGCGUCGGCCGGGGUCGAGUCUCUACACCCUGACCGUUGAGUCUCCUCCUGUCCCUUCGUCUGGUCAGGUGGCUGCGUCGGGUCAGGUACUUGCUGCUGCGUCCCGGUCAGGUCCUGAGUCUGCCCCCUGUUCUUGUCGCCUCCUGUCUCACGAGACUCUCCUGUGGCACGACCGUCUUGGCCACCCCUCCUUGCCCCGUCUUCGGAGCAUGGCUUCCCGUGUCCUUGUCUCUGGUCUUCCCCAGUCUCUCCCUCCUCUCCCCUCCGGGCCAGGACCUUCCUGUGUCCCCUGUGUCGAGGGUCGCCUCCGGGCUACUCCUCACUCCUCCCACUUCCCCCCGACAGAGGCUCCCCUGCAGACGCUUCACAUGGAUGUGUGGGGCCCUGCCCCCGUCCGUGGGCAGGGUUACGAGCGCUACUUCCUGUUGGUGGUUGACGACUACUCGCGUUACACCACAGUCCUCCCCUUGCGCAGCAAAGAGGCGGAGAGUUCUCUUCUCGCCUUCUGCGGGGACUACUGUCGUGCACGGGGGAUCCGCCAGACCUUCACGCUUCCGGACUCACCACAGCAAAAUGGGAUUGCUGAGCGCCGCAUUGGCAUGGUCAUGGAUGUCGCUCGUACGUCCAUGAUGCAUGCGGCUGCCCCCCAUUUUCUGUGGCCGUUUGCGGUGAGGUACGCGGCGCAUCAGCUCAACCUUCACCCCCGGGUCUCUCGGCCUGCGAUGUCCCCAGCCUUGCUGUGGACGGGGAAGGUUGGCGAUGCGUCUGUGUUCCGUGUCUGGGGAUCUCGGGCGUUUGUCCGCGACUUGUCUGCGGACAAGCUGUCCCCUCGCGCUGCUCCCUGUGUCUUCCUUGGCUUCCCCACUGACGCCCCAGGGUGGCAGUUUUACCACCCCUCCUCUCGUCGUGUUCUGUCCUCCCAGGACGUCACGUUCGACGAGUCAGUCCCCUUCUACCGUCUCUUCCCCUACCGCACUCCUUCCCUCCCCCCUCCCCCGGACUUCCUUGUGCCGGUUCCCCCCCCGGUAGACCCCCUCCCCCCUCAGGUUCCUGCCCCCUCAGGUGUGUCCCAGGUAGACGCCGUUGACCCGGUCGAGGUUACAGGUGACUCUGGUGCUGCUGCGGGUGCUGAGCCUGGGGGUGCUGACUCUGGGGGUGCUGUGCGCGGGGGUGCUGAGCCUGGGGGUGCUACUGCUGGGGGUGCUGGGCCUGAGGGUACUACUGCGGAGGGUGCGGAGCCUGGGGGUGCUGAGCCGGGGGGUGCUGUGCCUGGAGGUGCUGGGCCUGGGGGUGCUGAGCUGGGAGCUGCUGCGCCAGGCGGUGCUGCGUCUGGAGCUGCUGAGCCUGGGGUUUCUCCUGCUGCUGCGUCUCGCCGGGAGCCCCUCUCUCCACAGGAGCUGCGCGAGUGGUUCGCUCGCCGCUGGAGGCGUGCUGCUGAGUCUGGAGGUGCUGCUGGAGCUGGGGCUGGAGCUUCUUCGACCGUCGAGGGAGCGGGUGCUGCCGGUCCCGGAGCUGCUGGACCUGCGGGUCCUCCUGGAGCUGGGGCUGCUGAGGGCGUUGGUGCUGAGCCUACUGCUGUUGGUCCUGCCGCUGGAGGUGUGGGUGGCGCUGGUGCUGUCGCUGAGGGUGCUGGUGCUGUCCCUGCUGAGUCUGGAGCUGCCGCGCGGCCUCGGCCGUACUUCGUUCCGCUCCUGCAGCAGGUUCUUGGUCUUUCUCCUCCAGUAGAGGGUCCACCGCCUGUCCAGUCGCAGUCCCUGCUGGAGCCUUCCUCUCCACUGCCUGCUCCCUCUCCUUACACUGGUCCUACUGGAGGUCUUGCUGAGCGUCGUGAGCCUGCGUCUCGUCCCGCGUCGCCUGUUCGUGCUGCUCGCGCUAGUGGUCGCAGUUCGCGUCAGCGUCCUCCUCCUGUCCCUGGCACGCACCGGAUGUCUUUACGUCCGUCCACUGCUCCUCUGCGUGCCCCUUUGCCUUCUCCUCCUGAGUCCUCUCUUCCUGCACUUGCCGACCCUGAGUCGGACUCUCUUCGUGCUGCCAGUCCUACUGUCACGCGUCUGCUUGCUACUGUCGUCACUGACCCCUCUUUUGAGUCCACUGCUGCGUCUGCUCUAGUUGCUGAGCUCAUCGACUUUGCUGCUCGCUGUCGUCUCGACUACGCUGCUAGUCUUGUUGCUGAGUCUGCGUCUGUCUGUCCUCCGUCCGUCGGGGGUGAGUGUGCUCUUGGCACGGACGUCCUAGAGGACAGGCAGGAGGAGUUACAGUGUCUAGCGGCUGCUUCACCUCAUCUCGCGUCUGUUCUGCUUGCCCCUGAGGGAGACCCGGAUGCACUAGACAUCCCGACUCCGCGUUCUUACGCGGAGGCCGUAGAGGGUCCCUACUCCUCUCAGUGGCAGGCAGCUAUGGAUGCAGAGAUGGCUUCCUGGAAGUCCACAGGCACCUACGUUGACGCGGUUCCCCCUCCUGGGGCGAACAUCGUCAGUGGCAUGUGGAUCUUCAGGGUGAAGCGGCCGCCGGGCUCUCCACCUGUCUUCAAGGCACGGUACGUUGCUCGUGGCUUCAGUCAGCGGCACGGAGUUGACUACUUUCAGACCUUCUCUCCCACCCCGAAGAUGACUACUCUUCGGGUGCUGCUGCACAUAGCCGCUCAGCGCGACUACGAGCUUCACUCUCUCGACUUCAGCACUGCGUUCUUGCAGGGUAGCCUGCACGAGGAGAUCUGGCUUCGCCGUCCACCUGGCUUCACUGGGACUUUCCCUCCUGGCACCCAGUGGAGCCUCCGACGGCCAGUCUACGGUCUCCGCCAGGCACCGCGUGAGUGGCACGACACACUGAGGACUACGCUUGCGGCUCUUGGGUUUGCUCCUUCUACUGCUGACCCGUCGCUGUUUCUUCGCACCGACACUUCCCUGCCGCCGUUCUACAUCCUCGUGUACGUCGACGACUUGGUCUUUGCCACAGCGGACACUGCUGGACUCGCCUACGUGAAGUCCGAGCUGCUGAAGAGACACACGUGCACAGACCUGGGUGAACUGCGCAGCUACCUUGGCUUGCAGAUCACUCGAGACAGAGCACGCCGCACCAUUACCUUGACUCAGUCACACAUGGUGCAGCAGGUCCUUCAGCGCUUCGGCUUCACGUACUCCUCGCCUCAGGCCACUCCUCUGCCUACUCGCCACUCACUCUCAGCUCUGCCUUCGGAUGAGUCCGUAGAGUCGAGUGGUCCGUAUGCAGAGCUUGUUGGCUGCCUCAUGUACCUGAUGACCUGCACACGACCUGACCUUGCAUACCCUCUGAGCAUUCUUGCACGCUAUGUUGCUCCUGGGAGACACAGACCGGAGCACAUGGCUGCAGCGAAGAGGGUAUUGCGCUACCUGUGCAGUACGUCGGGCAUGGGGCUAGUGCUUGGAGGGCGGAGUCCAGUGGUCCUUACCGGCCACGCGGACGCUUCUUGGGCUGACGACCAGGCUACGCAGCGGUCGUCACAGGGUUACACCUUCAGUCUUGGUUCCGGCUCUGUCUCGUGGCGGUCUACUCGCUCGUCUUCGGUUCUCGGCUCCAGUUGUGAGGCUGAGAUCUACGCCGGGGCCAUGGCUGCACAGGAGCUUCGCUGGCUCACCUACCUGCUGACUGACCUUGGAGAGCCGCCUCGUUCUCCUCCAGUGCUGUACGUAGACAACAAGGCCAUGCUGGCCUUGUGUCGAGAGCAGCGCUUGGAGCACAGAACGAAGCACAUUGCUCUCCGCUACUUCCUUGCUCGUGAGCUGCAGCAGCGUGGUCAGUUGCGACUUGCGUACGUGGCCUCUGAGGCCAACACUGCUGAUGUGUUCACCAAGGCACUCGCGCCUUGUGACCAUCAGCGCUUCUGCACCCAGCUGGGUCUUGUGCCUGUCUUGCCUCACUUGCUCUCCUCUUGA